This is a messenger RNA of Parathielavia appendiculata, 2030 nucleotides long. RefSeq names its product phosphoserine aminotransferase. The coding region runs from base 496 to 1779 and encodes 427 amino acids. The record is from RefSeq and is a predicted model, not a curated record. The transcript has 3 exons. Gene Ontology annotation, molecular function: O-phospho-L-serine:2-oxoglutarate transaminase activity; pyridoxal phosphate binding. Gene Ontology annotation, cellular component: cytoplasm. NCBI's taxonomy places the organism in Eukaryota, Fungi, Ascomycota, Sordariomycetes, Sordariales, Chaetomiaceae. Gene Ontology annotation, biological process: L-serine biosynthetic process.
UUGCGUGAAACCCGGGGAGGGCGUGAAUCGUCAUUUUCAGUGGCCCAGUCGAACCCGGGAAAGCACCGCCUGCAGCCGCGAGUACUGUAUUUCCCACCCCCGUCGCUGCAGGUCGGAUUGGGUAGCUUUCACAGGACCUGCGUUACGUUUCAAGAGGUGCGCUUUGUGAGGGGGUUUCUACGUACCUGAGGUAAGGUGAUAUAUGAGGUGAGGAGACCAAGCUGCGAUACAGGAGAUUUGCCCCGCUACACCAAGUCCGUACACGGCGGGGCUCAUUGUCAGAACAGACUCUGGACUUUUGACUACCUUUGGGGGAGUCAGAGGUUCGACUCAACAGCGGAAACAGUCAUUCCACUGACUCAGAGAUCUUGCGCAUUUUUCUUCAAGAAAAGCAUAAACAUAGGAACUGCUCGUCUUCCUUGAAUAAAAGGAAGCCAAAAGGUAAACAAAAGAAUAAAAACCCCAGGAAGAGAAAGACAUAGGGCGAACCACAAAAUGCCCACCCGCGCCGACAUCACCUACUUUGGCGCCGGCCCGGCCGCCCUGCCAACCGACGUGCUCGAGACGGCAGCGCAGGCCCUGCUGGACUACAACGGCACCGGGCUGGGCAUCGCCGAGCACAGCCACCGCUCGGAGCUGGCCACCAACAUCAUCAACGAGGCGAAGGCCGACCUGGCCAACUACCUGGACAUUCCCGCUGCCGACUACGACGUCAUCUUCAUGCAGGCCGGCGGCACCGGCGAGUUCGCCGCCUCCGUCUACAACCUGGUCGGCGCCUGGGUAGCACGCCAGCACGCCGAGGUCCUCAAGGAGCCUUGGGACGGCGCCAACGAGGACGCCGUGGUGGCCGCCCUGCGCCACCGCAUCCAGCGGGACCUCAAGCUCGACUACAUCGUCACGGGCGGCUGGUCGCUCAAGGCCUACCAGGAAGCCGUGCGCCUGCUGGGGCCCGAGUACGUCAACCUGGCCGCCGACGCCCGCACCAACAACGACGGCAAGUUCGGCAAGAUUCCCGACCCGAGCACCUGGAAGCUGAGCAAGGACGCCGCGCUGGUCUACUACUGCGACAACGAGACGGUCGACGGCGUCGAGUUCCCCGAGUUCCCCUCGGUGCUGGCCCCGCGCGAGGACGGGUCCGGCCCCAUCGUCGUAGCCGACAUGUCGAGCAACAUCCUCUCGCGGAGAGUGCCGGUCAGCAACUACUCGCUGCUCUUCUUUGGCGCGCAAAAGAAUCUGGGCUGCACCGGUGUGACCGUGGCCGUGCUUAAGAAGAGCUUCCUGCCGCCGACGACGACGCAGCCGAGCCCGGCACUGCUGAGGAAGCUCGGCCUGCCCAUUCCGCCGAUUAUGCUGCAGUACGAGACGAUCGCCAAGAACAACAGCUUGUACAACACGCUGAGCAUCUUUGACGUGUACAUUGCCGGCCUGGUGCUCAAGAAGCUCCUGAAGACGUUCCCAGACAAGGUGGACGGCCAGCAGGCCGUGGCCGAGAAGAAGGCCAGCAUCAUUUAUGCCGCCCUGGAGGCGUACCCAGAUGUGUACCACAUUGUUCCGGACAAGUCUGUCCGGUCGAGAAUGAACAUUUGCUUCCGCGUGACCAAGAACGGCAACGUCGAUGAGACGGAGAAGGCCUUCCUCAAGGAGGCCACCAGCCUGGGGUUGACAGGCCUCAAAGGGCACCGCAGCGUUGGUGGCAUCCGGGCCAGCAACUACAACUCGAUUCCCUUGGAAGGGGCAGAGAAGCUUGCCAGGUUCAUUGACGCCUUUGCCAAGGCGUAGUAACUGAUGUUUUGAAAAGGCUCAAUGAACCGACGGGGGACGGUAGGCUUGCACGAGAUGGCCCUGAGGCAAGGUGAAGUCUCAAAGGAGGGACAACAUUGGGUUUUCAACAAAGCGGAUUCUCAGAAUAUCAUACUUUCACACAGGAACUCGUUCAACGAUGAAGCUAAAAAUAACAGCACGCCAUUUCCUUUUCCAUUCCCUUGAAUUCGUGAAACAUCACAUCGAUACUCCUCGCCCCUCACUGACCC